This is a messenger RNA of Macadamia integrifolia, 1177 nucleotides long. RefSeq names its product serine acetyltransferase 5-like. The coding region runs from base 138 to 1037 and encodes 299 amino acids. The transcript has a single exon. NCBI's taxonomy places the organism in Eukaryota, Viridiplantae, Streptophyta, Magnoliopsida, Proteales, Proteaceae. The record is from RefSeq and is a predicted model, not a curated record. Gene Ontology annotation, cellular component: cytosol; cytoplasm. Gene Ontology annotation, molecular function: L-serine O-acetyltransferase activity.
UACUUCUAUGACCUUCCCUUCCCUUCCUUCUCUUCUAUCUCUAGACUCUAUCUAGACUCUCCCUCUCUCAAAGUACUUGUAGGAGUAGAAUUACUUAAGCAGCAGAGUCCUAGCCCACGCCGACGGCGACAACGACAAUGCCCGGCGGAGAAUUUAAUAACUACUACUCUCCGGCGACAUCACCCUCACCAGCACCGCUGUCGUUUAUCGAUGCAAGCGAAGAUGAAGUCUGGGUAUGGACACAAAUCAAAGCAGAGGCACGCAGGGACGCCGAGUCAGAACCAGCACUAGCCAGUUACCUCUACUCCACUAUCCUCUCUCACUCUUCCCUCGAACGAUCCCUUUCCUUCCACUUAGGUAACAAGCUCUCCUCUUCUACCCUCCUCUCUACUCUCCUCUACGACCUCUUCCUCAACACCUUCUCCACCGACCCCGCCCUCCGUGCUGCCUCUGUUGCCGACCUCCGCGCCGCUCGUGUCCGUGACCCUGCUUGCGUUUCCUUCUCUCACUGUCUCCUUAAUUACAAGGGCUACCUCGCCUGCCAAGCUCAUCGUAUUGCCCACAAGCUCUGGAAUCAAUCCCGUCGUCCCCUAGCCCUUGCCCUUCAUUCUCGUAUCGCCGAUGUUUUCGCCGUCGACAUUCACCCGGCAGCUAAGAUAGGGAAGGGGAUUCUGCUUGAUCAUGCAACUGGGGUUGUGAUUGGGGAGACUGCAGUGAUUGGGAAUAAUGUCUCGAUUUUGCAUCAUGUCACCCUAGGUGGGACUGGCAAGGUUGGAGGGGAUCGGCAUCCGAAGAUUGGUGAUGGGGUUUUGAUUGGAGCUGGAGCGACGAUUUUGGGUAAUGUGAAGAUCGGUGAGGGAGCAAAGAUUGGAGCCGGUGCGGUUGUUCUGAUCGAUGUGCCACCGAGGACUACUGCGGUUGGGAAUCCGGCGAAGCUUGUGGGAGGGAAAGAGAAACCUUCCAAGCUUGAAGAUGUUCCUGGAGAAUCCAUGGAUCAUACUUCCUUCAUCUCAGAAUGGUCUGAUUAUAUUAUUUAAUCUAAAUCAUGUGUUAAGCAAAUUUGAUAAUUAGUUUUUCUUCUUCUUCUUCUGUUUCAUCUAAUGCAGUGUAGUUAAGAUAAUGUCGAGAUGUGUGGCAUGUAUAAGCUAUGAAUUAAAUUUCCAUAUGUUCAUCUUCA